Molecule: messenger RNA, 3625 nt
Organism: Liolophura sinensis
Lineage: Eukaryota; Metazoa; Mollusca; Polyplacophora; Chitonida; Chitonidae
Product: vacuolar protein sorting-associated protein 53 homolog
Biological process (GO): retrograde transport, endosome to Golgi
Cellular component (GO): GARP complex
Source: RefSeq, a predicted model, not a curated record
CAAAUUUAUCGUGUUGUUGUUACGCCCUUUAAAAAGCAUUGAUGGCUCCGUGCAUAAAAGUUAUUUCCCCUAGUUCGCAUGACAAGAUGGCUACGCUGGAGGAAGACGAUGGAGCGAUCGAAGAUGACCAGUUUCAUUCGGGGUUGGACUUCCCCCCUGUAGUGCAAGAGGCGAUAGAACAGGUGCUGCCCAGUUCUGACCCAUUGGACAGUCCCGACUUCAAUGCUGUGGAGUACAUCAAUACCCUUUUCCCAACAGAACAGUCACUGUCUAACAUUGAUGAGGUGGUAGGCAAGAUGAGACUGAAAAUCAGAAAACUGGAUGAUGAGAUCCGCACAGUGGUGAGAGGGCAGACCAAUGUGGGGGAGGACGGCAGACAGGCUCUAGAGGAGGCCCAGAAGGCCAUCAUCCAGCUCUUCUCCAAGAUCAAGGACAUCAAGGACAAGUCUGAGAAAUCAGAGGAAAUGGUGAAGGAGAUCACAAGGGACAUCAAACAGCUUGACCAUGCCAAGAGGCACCUGACCAGCUCCAUCACAACCCUCAAUCAUCUCCACAUGCUGGUGGGCGGAGUUGAUUCAUUACAAUCUUUGACCCGUCGCCGUCAGUACGGAGAGAUCGCCAACCUCUUACAGGGCGUGCUUAACGUGCUGGAACAUUAGAAAUACCUGACCAUUCCUCAGAUCAAACAGCUGGCCGACAAGGUGAAGGAGAUCCAGUCAGAACUAGCCACACAGAUUCAGGCAGAUUUUGAAGAAGCAUUCCAAGGACCAGCAGCUAAGUAUGGCCCUGGGAACCAGAAACUACUGAUGGAGGCGUGUUAUGUUGUCAACGUUUUAGAGACCCGAGUUAAGAAGGAUCUGCUGAGCUGGUUUGUCAAGUUACAGCUGUCAGAGUACCUGGUCCUGUUUGCAGAGGACCAGGAUGUGGCAUGGCUUGACAAGAUUGACCGUCGUUAUGCCUGCAUAAAGCGUACCCUGGUGGAUUUUGAGGAGAAGUUUGGUCACCUGUUUCCUCCAGACUGGGAGGUCAGUGAGAGGAUCUGUGUGGAGUUUUGUAACAUUACAAGACGAGAGCUGUCUAAGAUCAUGGGGAAGAGGGUGAUGGAGAUUGAUGUCAAGCUGUUGUUGUUUGCCAUCCAGCGGACUACGAGUUUUGAAGGGUUGAUAACGAAGCGGUUCACGGGGAUAACACUUCAGGAAAGUCAGGUGAAGCACCCACCCAGCCCUGCCCUGAGGUCGACAAACCCCUUCGGGGAGCCGGUCAACCCGUUUGAGGAAGAGGAGCCACAAUCACCUGUUGUACCUGAAGUUGAGCCUACCAAUCUACAGCAGGUUGUCUCCCCUUUCAAUGGCAUCAUCUCUAAAUGUUUUGAGCCUCACCUGAACAUUUACAUAGAGUCACAAGACAGGAACCUGUCUGAACUGAUCAGUCGUUUCUUGGAGGACCUGCGUCAGCACGGAACGCCGCGCAUGGAGACGGAGGAGAGCAGUAACGUGCUGCCCAGCUGUGCUGACCUCUUCGUCUUCUACAAAAAGUGUAUGGUUCAGUGUUCGCAGCUCAGCAUGGGUCAGCCCAUGUUAGAUCUGACCAAGACAUUCCAGAAGUAUCUCAAGGAGUACGCCAUGAGGGUGUUGCUAGGAAACCUGCCAAAGUUAUCUAACCCCAACAGCAGUAUCACCUCUGCCUCAGGCCUCAUCCAGAGCAUCCUGAAGGAAGGGGAGAUAACCAAGCUUAGGGAGGAGGAGCAGUGCAGGAUCUGUAGUAUCUUGUGUACAGCUGAGUACUGUAUGGAGACGACGCAACAGCUGGAGGAGAAACUCCGGGAGAAAGUCGACCCCGAGCUUGCUGGCCAGAUCGACCUCAAUGCCGAACAGGACAUGUUCCAUAAUGUAAUAUCUAACUGUAUUCAGCUGAUGGUACAGGACCUGGAGACAGCUUGUGAACCAGCCCUCAAUGCCAUGAUGAAGAUGCCGUGGUCAACAGUGGAGGCCGUGGGAGACCAGAGUGGAUAUGUGACAGCCAUCAUUUCUCAUCUAAAGCACAACCUCCCACUCAUUAGGGACAAUCUUGUGUCCUCUCGGAAAUACUUCACCCAAUUCUGUGUCAAGUUUGCCAACACCUUCAUUCCAAAGUUCAUCAAUCACUUGUUCAGGUGUAAGCCAAUCAGCACAGUAGCAGCUGAGCAGCUGUUGCUGGACACUCACUCCCUGAAGACAGUGCUGUUGGACUUACCCUCAGUUGGAUCACAUGUCACACGUAAACCUCCUGCCAGUUAUACAAAAAUUGUUGUUAAAGGGAUGACCAAGGCAGAGAUGAUUCUCAAGGUUGUGAUGUCACCCCAUGAACCACCCCAGGGGUUUGUGGAGAACUACGUUCGUCUGCUGCCAGGCUCUGACAUCACAGACUUCCAGAAGCUGCUGGAGAUGAAGGGCUUGAAACGUGGAGACCAAGCCGUCUUGUUAGACAUUUAUCGUACUAGAGUGCCACAGGCAUCAACAGGGCUAGGGGAGACAACUCAGUCAACAGGGUCUUCCUUCAGCCUCAACCCAUCUCCAGAGCAAGAGUCCAGUCGAAUCAGAAAACUGGAAAAACUCAUCAAAAAGAGGCUAUGAGAAAGGCUUUUUGGUAUUAAAACUCGUCUGUUAUGGAUUUACAUGUGCAUCCAAGUGAAAACCCCUUAGUAUCAGUUUGCCAACUUGUAGCUGUUAAAAUUUGAUAAGGACUCAGUUUAUGUAACAAAUCAGUUGUGUGCUGAACAUAAAAAAGUUUUCUGGAUUGACCAUCAUCUGUAAAUAAUAUACAUUAUGGCUUGUGUUUGCAUAAAUAAGUUAAAAACGGCACCCUAUGUGCAAAUAUACGGCCUGUAAACAGGAGAGCAUUUGUUCAAUCCCAAAUCACAUUAGACAUAUGACUGCAUUAUUGAUGCAUCCUUGCUUGGUGGUCAGCAAAAUGGUAUAGGUCAGGCACUGAUUAAUCUGGUGUCAGACAGUACUCUGUAACUUUAUAUAGAUGGAUUGCAUCAUGGUUUAUCUUUGAUGUGGCAUUUCAGUGAGAUUGGAUUGUCUAAUACAAGAAUUGUUGUCGUUAAAACAUUGUUAAAAAGUGAUACCAAACCUCAUUCAAGAAAAAAGAGCAGAAAUUUCUGGGAUAUGAAGGCAGACAACUGACUUAUAAUUCCAUGGAAUCUGGCACACUAAUAGUCUCCUUGCUGUAUGAACUUUAGUGGUGAGAAAUUGUGUGAAGUUAAUAGAAGAAGACCCCCAGAUGAAGUUAAUUUGUGAUUUAGUUGUUAAACACAUACAAUUUCAGGGGAUGUUUUUCGCAAAGUCAGUAUAACAGAUUGGCGAAAAAUUCCAUGAAACAAUAGGUCAUAUAGCCUAUGCUUUGUCCCUUAUUGCUGUUAGCUCUUGUUGUUGUGUCUGAUGUUUAUUCUGUACAGUAAUUUAUAAUCUCAAACAGACUAUUCGACAAAGCAAUCAUGGGAUCAGUUGAUUGUAACUAUGUCGGUAACAUGUAUUCCCAAUGUCUCGUAGUUACAAUCAAUUAGAACAGAGUCUUUUAUUUGUACAAUUGCUUCUGUAAAAUACAGAUGUAAAGAUAUUUAUAAAUACAAUAAUAUUCUAUG